Molecule: messenger RNA, 1573 nt
Organism: Silurus meridionalis
Lineage: Eukaryota; Metazoa; Chordata; Actinopteri; Siluriformes; Siluridae
Product: C-C chemokine receptor type 4-like
Exons: 2
Coding region: 479-1561 (360 amino acids)
Biological process (GO): chemotaxis; G protein-coupled receptor signaling pathway; immune response
Cellular component (GO): membrane
Molecular function (GO): chemokine receptor activity
Source: RefSeq, a predicted model, not a curated record
CAACCGCGCUAAAGUGGGGGAUUACUGUAUAACAGACAACCAAUGCAAUCAGAUUUUCCAAAUCCUGUACUAAAUCUUUCAAUGACUAAGUGUUUGUAAGUGAACAAUUAGGCAUUUUUUCAUCAUUUCAAGGUCGACUUAAACUGUUAGUUUAAAAUGCUUUUUGGCUCAUUUAAAAAGGUGCCAGGGUUUAUUCCCACCCUGUGCCUAGUGAUUGUGGGAAAUAAACGGAUCCAGACCACUCAGACCAAGUGUUUCUGAAAGACAAUUAAUGAAAAAUUAAAUCUAAUUCUUCUCUCAUUACUUGAAAACACUCAAUGUUCCAAUCAGUUUUAUUCUGCUAGUAGCCAUGACAUCACUGCUCUUUCAGAAGAAAAAAGCUCCACCUCAGAACAUCACGGCAUCAGAGCUCAGCCCUUGUAGCAAAUAUAAAAAUAGAAACACCCUACUUUCUCAAUCGCUCUUGGAUCACUGAAUCAUGGCAACGAUUUUCUACAACACGACAACAACUCAGGACUAUUCCGAGUAUGAAGACAUGAAAUUCUGGCAGUACAGACCCUCCAAUAACAACGUAACUGAGUUGAGAAGAGUCUUCGUCCCUACCCUCUACAGCAUCGUCUUCAUCGUGGGCUUAAUUGGAAAUGGCCUUGUUUUGUGUGUCCUGUUCAAAUAUCGCAAAACAUCCAACAUGUCAGAUGUGUGUCUCUUCAACCUGGCCCUUUCAGACCUCCUCUACCUGAUCUCACUGCCUUUCUGGGCUUAUUACACUGCCGUCUCUAAGUGGAUCUUCUGGAGCUUCAUGUGCAAUACAUUGUCUGCACUCUACAUGCUGGGAUUCUAUGGAAGUAUCUUCUUCAUGAUCCUCAUGACUAUUGAACGCUACACUGUCAUUGUCCAUGCCCAUAGGUUCCUGUUUCUCAAGCACCGGUCUGUCAGAGCUAGCAUAGUGCUGAUUUUGUUAAUUUGGACACUUAGCUUGGGAGCUUCUCUACCAACCAUCAUUUUCUCCCAAGUUAAGGACGGAUUAAAUGGGCAAACCUGCAGUGUGACAUAUCCAAAAGAGACAGCAUGGGCAUCAUUCUCUUACAUGGAGCUGAUCUUCCUUGGCUGGAUUAUUCCUCUCUCAGUGAUGGUGUUCUGCUACUCACGUAUCAUCCCCAUCUUAAUGGACAUGAAGUCUCAGAAAAAACACAAAGCAGUCAGACUCUUGCUGGUCUUGGUCAUUGUUUUCUUCCUCUUCUGGACACCCUACAACAUCGUCAUCUUCCUGAAGUUCCUGCAUCACCUUGGCUACAUGAUAGAUUAUAAGCGUGACCUAGACAUGGCUAUGCAGUGGGUGGAAACCAUAGCGCUCAGUCACUGCUGCAUCAACCCCAUCAUCUACGCCUUUGUGGGGCAGAAAUUCAGGAAUUUGUUUCUGAAGAUCUUGAAAGAGUGGUUUCCUCUUUGCUUUGUUCGAUGUAUAACAGUUGACAGUGGCUUCUCACAGAGGAUGGACACUGUGUACUCAUGCUCCUCAAUGAUGCCCAGCACAAGGAAAGAAUCGAGAGUGAUUGCUUGAUAUCAUCAACGU